Messenger RNA from Neurospora crassa OR74A, 2771 nucleotides. RefSeq lists its product as hypothetical. The record is from RefSeq and is a predicted model, not a curated record. NCBI's taxonomy places the organism in Eukaryota, Fungi, Ascomycota, Sordariomycetes, Sordariales, Sordariaceae. Gene Ontology annotation, molecular function: protein binding. Bases 333 to 1970 code for a protein of 545 amino acids. The transcript is spliced from 2 exons.
GUUUAUUUUGGUAUCAAACUAAGCAACAAACUAGGCUGGUUUUGUGAUCGGUGAAAGUCUGGGGUGGCUUUGCUGCAACCUUGCAACAACCAACGAAGACGACACUGCUGCCUAGAGGUACUCGGCAUUUCCACAUGCCAAGACCAAUUGUGUGGCAGUGAGGAGGUCUCCCACACAUGGUGUGGAAUAUAAAAACACAUGUGCUGGCGAAUGCUCAUGACUCUAUUACAUGGUCACCAUCAACCAUUUUACGCAAACCAAACAAACAGCCUGGGGAAUCUUGACUCUGUCGGUUGCCACGUUUGCCUUCUUUCACUUUUGAAGCCGGCAAAAUGGGUUGUCCUUCCACUUUCGAUGUAGUGCCGCAAACCCGCGAUGCACUGAGCUGCCAACCACACUUUUGCUUUUACGUGGGCACUCCAGACCUGCUCGAAAGCCGCAGCCAUGAAAAGGCAUCAUACGUUCUGACCUUUGAGGAACAGGACAAUUCCUCAUCCUCGUCUAAAGUCCUCGUCCUCAUCGAUGGCUUCGACAAAACCCGCACCUUCUCCCCCGACGUCAAGGAUACCCUCGGCGUCGAAUUCCACUGGCGCGACCUCACCUCUGAUCUGCCCUUUGUCAAGCCGCCGCGCAUCUACUUCGUCUUCGACCUCUGCGAGUCCAGCCGCCAACGCCUUUUUCCUUCGUUUAUAUCUUUGCUCAAGCUGGCGCUGGGUCCGCAAACGAUACCCUCGCACUUGGACUAUAAGGUGCAUGAGGACUUGGUUGCCGCGCUGCACGCCAUUCCCGCAGACCCCACGGGAAAGGGUGAUCUGGCGGCCAGUUUCGCCUCGUUGGCGUCGGAGCUUCCACCACACUUGUCUCCGCUGCACCCCGGCCCGGACUCGGCCGUUCUGAGGGAGUUCUUUCUCGUUAUGGCAGAUAGAACGACCUGGUCCAUGCAUGGCACGCUUAGUAGCUCGGCGACGAAGCAAUUCUUUGAGCUAGUAAAGAUGCUCGCUUCUUCGGGGGGACCACCACCACCACCACCACCGCCGCCUGAGACCAGCAACAACAAUAACAGCACAAGACCCAAAGAAAAGUCGAUUAUCCCCUGGUACCGUGACUGGAUACCCUUGAAUCUGGGUAGCGAGCGCCCGCCGCCGCACGACGUCGAAGCGGUGCUGAUUCGCACGCGGUGGCGUGUGCCGCGCUUUUGGGCCUGGAAACUGCUCGGCACGGGCCACGAGUUACAGCCGCUCAAGACUCUCCUGGACGCAUUCAAGGAGGUGGGAUACCUGGACACGCACGAGGGCAAGGUACAGACCUUGGUGAGUCUGGUGGAGGGACAGGGGAUUGACCCGUUGGAGCCGUGGAAAUCCAGGCCGCGCGAGGUAGGGUUGGUGGUGGAAGCUAUACGGUAUACUCUUGCGUUGUCGACGCCUGCGACGACGCCGCCACCACCACCAUCACUCAGAGACGCCCUCACCAAACUUGACCGACUCAAGAUCCUACUCCCCGCGGUGCAGAAAAAGGGGAAUAAAGAGCUUCUAGCUUGGCUGCUCGAUGACGCUGACAAUCAAGAGGGAGGAGUAGGAGGAGGAGGCCUGCGCGAGGUACUCAAUACGGCCAACUAUAUUCGAGGGCCGAGCCCGGAGAACCGAAUGAAAAUGGUCUGGCUGCAAAACUAUGUGCUGCAUACUGCCGUUUGUCGCGGAGAUGCGGACAUGGUCAAGCUCCUGUUGGAGCGGGGCGCCAAGAUGUUGCGGGACGACGAAGGAAGAACGCCACUGAUGUUUGCGCGGAUGUUGUCAGGCAGUCCCAUACGCUAUCACGAGAUAAAGGAGAAGGUCGAGGUGUUAGAGGGGUGGUUGAGGGAGAGAGGGUUGGAUAGCGAGUAUUGGGAUGAGCCGGACGAGUAUGCUUUGGAUGCGUCCGAGGGAGAAGGCGGGUUUGAGUUUGAGAUUUCCACGGGAUUAUGGUAUUUGUAGCACGUGGUAGGUAGGCUAACCUGGAAAAUGACUUGUUGUACUCGGAUAAGUGGUACCUCCCUUAUACAUAAAGGAAUUACUAAACCACCCCUCAUUUCCCAACAUGCGACUCACUCAACAGCUAGGCCCGCUUCUCACACGCCUGACGACCGAUUUAUCACUUUUGUGUCGUUCGUUCCAUUUCAGACUUUCACCAAACAUGUCAGACCUGGAAGUCCUCAGCGUCGCCUCCAGCAUUAUCCCCAUCGUCGACGCAGUCUCAAAAGUCAUCAGCGCGUGCCAAGACAACUACGGCUUACCCGACGCCAUUAGAUCAAGCGUCUACAGGCUCGGUCAACCGGCAAAAAGGGCCGUAAGCGUCAUGAUAUUGCUAAAUCCAACUUGGGCCAUUCUGCCUCGGACAAACUACAUCUAGGUACGCUAUUUCUUGCCUUGAUUCCCUAACCGAGCCUCAUCUGGCCCCUAUAGCCAAAACAAUUCAUCCUCUUCCAUCUCCUCAAUUGAGCCGUUCCUCCAUUAUCAGAAGAAGAAGUCAUAGUCCGGGUCCACCCUCGAGCGCCAAGGUCCGAACUUCUUAUCCUCCGAUUGAGGCACGUACCCAGGGCCACAAGCUUCGGUCACGCGACGCGCGCUCUCCACCAUGGCUUUUUCCAGCCAUCCACUACCAUACUUGUUGAUGCGCUUGGUGUAGAGAUUGUGGAGCGCAGGCAGGUAAACGACAUCGUUGACGCAAUACUGCAGCGUCUUGGCGUCCAGCGGGCGGCGGGAGAAGAUGUCGCUGUUGGGCAUGUUCAUCAGAGC